AUGCUCGCAGACAGGCUUUUGGACAAUAUCAUAUUGGCCAAGUGCCAGUUGGCCAUUGCCGACGUCGGUAUUGACAAUGUCGUCCUCGGGUUGUUGACCGUCGCAGUCAUUGCUGUUGCAGUCGACUACGCGCACAUGCUCUAUCUGAGAUCAAAGAUGCCACCUGGGCCCUUCCCGCUACCCAUUGUUGGCAACACAUUCUCGCUCCCAGACAACAAGCCAUGGAUCUACUUUGAGGAGCUGUCCAAGAGAUACAACACACCACUUAUCACAUACUGGAUUGGGCGGCAGAAUCCCACACUUUGGAUCAACGAAGCUUGGUGUGCCCAUGAGAUAUUUGAGAAGAAGGCUCAAAUCUACACUUCAAGGCCUCGGAUGAUUGUUUUUGGAGAGCUAGGUUCGGGUCAGUCAAACCUGGUGACGAUGCAAAUUCGUAACCAAGAGGAGCGCGAGCGAUGGCGAAUUCACCGCAAGCUGAUGCACAUUGGAGUUGGCGUGCAGUCGGUCCGGGGGUAUCGCGCUAUCCAGAACAAUGAAAGUAAAAUCAUUGCCUUGGACUUUCUGAGGGAGCCCAAGGAGUACGUCAAGCACCUGGAGAGGUAUGCCACGAGCGUCGUGUCUAUCAUUGCGUUUGGGCGAAGGGUUGCCAGCUACAAUGACCCCAUCAUCACGGAGGUUAUUGCCUUGAUGCAGCUGGCAGCUGAUCUCAACGUUCCCGGCAAGUCUUUCCCCAUGCUGCUCGAGACGUUUCCUAUCCUUGCCAAGUUUCCGCGAUUCAUGCCGUGGUUCAAGGGACUCGGAAGCCGUAACUCAAAAGGCGGUCACUACUUCUUCUACACGCUGGCCGAGGAGGCUAUCGAGCAGUACAACCAAAAGUCCCCUUCGGAACAAGCCAGCAUGCCUACGCCCUAUGUCAAGACUCUGUUCGAAGAAGCUGAUAAGUACAAGUUGCCAGUCGCCGAGCUCUCCGGUUUGACCGGAAACCUCUUUGGUGCCGGGGCCGACACAUCCUCAAGCACACUUGUCAGCUUUAUCUUGGCAUGCUGCGCAUUUCCAGAGACUGUGAAGAAGGCCCAGGAAGAGCUCGACCGGGUGAUCGGGCCGAAUCGCUCACCACACUGGGACGACUCACCAAACCUGUCUUACAUCAACGCCUUUGUACGAGAAGUGCUUCGCUGGAGAAGCGUAGCUAUCAUUGGUGGCCAACCUCAUUCGCCCACCCAAGAUGACACCUACAAUGGCUGGCUCAUACCCAAGGGUUCCUGGAUCCAAGGCAACGUCUGGGCCAUUCACCAUCAUGAGAGAGAGUUUCCAGACCCGGACCGUUUCUACCCAGACCGAUAUCUGGAGGGCAAUGAUUACAAGCGCCCGUUCCCUAAUGACAAAGGCUACAUGACCUUUGGCUGGGGGAGGCGUGUGUGCAGCGGACAAGCACUCGCGGAACAGGGAACAUGGAUCAGUGUUGCUCGACUGUUAUGGGGGUUCAACAUCCGUAAAGCUCGUGACCCCACGACAGGCAAGGAGAUCGAUGUGGACAUCUUUGCCUUCACCAACGGUCUGAACAUGCGGCCCCAGCCGUUCCCCUGCGAGAUCGUGCCAAGGAGCCAGGAGAUCAAGGAAGCUAUCGAGCGGGAGGGGCGGCAAGCGUUGCAAGAUCUCAAAAUCCAUGACGGGGAGAGUCAAUACAGGAUGAGCACGUUCUACCAGCAACAAAAGAAAAAGGUGGCUCAGGAGCCCAUCAUCGAUGAGAAGGGCAACGUCAGGUUUGUCAAGGUCGGGUAG
Podospora anserina S mat+ is the source of this 1782-nucleotide messenger RNA. RefSeq lists its product as uncharacterized. The coding region runs from base 1 to 1782 and encodes 593 amino acids. The record is from RefSeq and is a predicted model, not a curated record. Gene Ontology annotation, molecular function: monooxygenase activity; heme binding; oxidoreductase activity, acting on paired donors, with incorporation or reduction of molecular oxygen. Lineage: Eukaryota; Fungi; Ascomycota; Sordariomycetes; Sordariales; Podosporaceae. The transcript has 3 exons.